This is a messenger RNA of Ectocarpus sp. CCAP 1310/34, 3659 nucleotides long. Lineage: Eukaryota; Phaeophyceae; Ectocarpales; Ectocarpaceae. The record is from the annotation of a GenBank genome assembly.
GGGGCGCCAACAGGACAUAGCAUGGCAACCGCAGCCGCAGCUCGAGGGGCAAUGCCCCUGGUACGUCUGGAUCUCGGAAGCGUGCCAGAGGCAGGGGGUUCGCUCUCGGAACAUAUGAAGCUGGCAGCUUUGAGGUCCUCAUCCCCGGACACCUCGCCACCCCAAUCGCACGUGCGAUACAUACGUGUUCGCAAAUGCACGCACCUACAUCAACCCUAUCCAACAGCGCCCCCACCGCCCCCACCCACAAACCACCUCGGAAAAUUUGUAAGAGCGCUUCGGGCAACGACGCCGGGAUGGAGAGAUUCCGAGAACGACCACGAGCGACGAGAGGAGAUGGCCUCCGGAUUCUCCAUGCGGGCGCUCACGGGCGGCAUGACGAACGCGGUGUUUCGGUGUUCCAAGCCGGGCGGCGAGAACCAGACAGUGCUUCUUCGGAGCUACGGCAAGGGGACUGAGAUGUUCUUCAGCAGAGAGGCGGAGCUGAGAGCGUUCAAGCUUCUGGCAGAGCGGGGGUUCGGGCCGGACUUGUUGGCGACGCUCGGGGACGGGCGCGUUGAACAGUUCCUCGAGGGCAGGUCGCUGGGAGCUAUGGAUAUGCGAAAACCUGCUAUCUCCACCCUUAUCGCAAGACGAAUGUCCGAGCUCCACGGUCUGGAUAUCGAUGUCGGGAGCCGGACUCCUGUCAUCUUCGGAGCACUUGAGCGUUGCGGAAACGUCCACGGCGGGGUGGACGUCGUAGAGCUCGGCGGGCUCGCGGCCUCGCUACGACAGCGAUUGGAGAGCGGAGUGCCGUCCAAGAGCGGAAACAUCCUCUACAACGACAAGAGCAGUGCUUCUGCUAAGAUCCCGCCGAAACUCUCCGGUCCUACGGAAUCACCUCGGCCGGUUGUGUCCCUCAUCGACUACGAGUACGCCGGGUACAACCCCCGGGGUUUCGACGUGGGGAACCACUUUUGCGAAUGGAUGGCGGACUACUCGACCGCCGAGCCUCACGUGCUGAACCUUGAGAGAUACCCUUCGCCGCAGGAACGGAGAACGUUCUCCAGGGCUUACCUCGGGGCAAUGAACGGGGUUCCGCACGAAGAGGUAAACGCGGAUGAAGUCGAAGACCUUGUCAAAGAAGCUGAUGCCUAUUCUCUGGCGUCGCACCUCCUGUGGGCUAUGUGGGCGCUACUGCAAUCGAAGGCAAGAGAGAGCUCAAAGGGUUGUUUCUCUGUCCCGUUUUGUCGCGACACUCGCGACGUUCUCUCUUCCUCGCGCGAAAAACCGCGUCCUCGACAGCAGCACCUGAGGUGCUGAGUACAGCCACCCUUGCUGUGAUACUCCUACUCCGAUAGGCGCUACUCUGUAGCAUGUCACAGCGGUUUGUGCUGGUGGCAUGCGUAAACAGCAGGAUCCGCGGCAAAGCGCACACAAGACUACUGAAAACAACCGCUGAUUACUGCUGGUGACGUACAAGAACGUGGCGAGAUGCAUGUCGUUACUGCUCAGCUGCAUGGCACCAUGUGUACCUUGCGCAUCAGGUUGUAGACUGCGGCGGGGCGUGGUUCGUGUACUUUAGUGUACCAUUUGUCGAUCCCGCGGCAACAUCAUGUGCGAUGGUGGGAUACAUAGCAGCGUGAAGCCCCGGACUACUGUCGAAGUAGUAGAGCCCCGGACUACUAUUAUGACUACCGUGCUUUUUCUGCGUAUCAUGGAGCCUUUGGGCCUCAUCAAGUACCCCGGAGUCGCAUGCGGUACAGUCUAGGUAUAGCAAGCAGCUUUCACGCCCGAAGCAGGGUCUAGUCGCCUGCAGUAAAACGCCGCUCGCUACAGGAAAGAACGAACCCUGCGUUCUUGCAUGUUCAGCCGACGCGGCGAUGCUACUGCUGUACCCGACACUCACAAUCACGAUGGUACACGAAGAACGUGCUUUGACUUAGUAGGUAGAUGACAGAAGAAUACACAUGGCGCCCGCACUUGGGAACCUCUAGUUUCGGCCGAGGCUUGAUUUCUUAUUUUGCUGAUCAGCUGCUUGUGGGCUACAAAUGACCGCUAUAGUCUACAGGUUUUAGUGUGGGGUUCUUAACCGAGCUCACAAAUGGUGCUCACGUUCUUCGCUUCUGAUUUUUUGCGAGUCUCAAUUUAUUAUCUGCUAGACUAAUCCUUAAGUGCGGGCGCCAUCUGUAUGGACUAGUCUAGUCUAACUAAUAAGGAGCGUGGAUGUAUUCAAUGAUCAUUGAUACAGCGCGGUGUGAAAAGCAAGAAAGACAGCUGUAAAUGUGGGAUUUUUCGAAAGUAGAAGUAGUCUAGUGAUGUGUGCUCUACACGCCCGCAACAUGCCGUGCGCCGAUGGAGACUUGCGCAAACAGCCGGAUGCGGGCACUCCAGUGGCAUGCUUGGCAUGGUGGCUGCGGUGUACGCCUGCACCUGAUGUGUGGGGAGGUGGAGGUUCUCGAUGGCAUCGAGAUGCUGCACCGCACCUGCCACGAGUGUGCAUCUAAGAACAUGCAGGCUUCCCCAUCCGUCUCGAAUCCACCAAACGAAAAAGAUAAAUAUUCUAGAGGUCGAUGGGGCUGGAGAAGUUGGCAGUGCGGGGGGUGGGGAGGUGAUGAUGGCGCCGCCGCCCUACUCGGAGUAAUCGUAGCAUUUUGGAUCGCUUCAAGAGUGUGAGGAGUCGUGGACUAAGCGAGGCAGCGCACCAUCUUGGCAAGGCAAAGAUGCUGUUCAUCGAAGCACACUCAACGAAACCAGCGCGACAGAUGGACAUCAGAGACAUGUUGAGUUAAACUUGAUCGGCAACACGCGACAGAAGCAGAAUGAAGUCACUAGCAGCGCGAGGUUCUUUUCCACUUGGGCGUUCACGAACUCUCUCCGUGCCAUCAGGGGUGUUUGAUAUUAUUGUGUUUUGGGUGACGUUGCCAUAACGUUUUCCCCUCUUUCGCUUUUUUUUUUCGAAUUUCGCAGAUCGGACCUUAAUGUGUUGUUGUUGUUGUUGUUUCUCACAUUAGCUCUAUAGACUAGUCCAUGAAAUAUGGCGAGCCCGUGGGCUCAAAACCCGGCACAUACGACGCCGCGGGGAAACAAAACAAAAAUAGGGUACAAACCACUCGGAAAAAGAAAAAUGAUAAAAGAAAAUAUCAGGUAUCGCACCGACCGUUCGAGAAAAGAGCCCUCGGAAACCGAUCAAAAUAAAACAAAAACUAAAAUAAAAACUAAAAUAAAGGAGGACGCUUGGGUUGGUGUGUUUGUGUGUUGAUCUAGCACAUGUAUGUCGGGACAGAUUAUUGUGCAUGCGCGAACAUAAAAGACAAAGGACACCCUCUACACUUGUUGUUGAGACAUUCCCUACAGACGACGGAGGGUACAACAAGCAUGCUGGUUGACUAGAAUGAAUACCGUAGGAACUAGGCUUCUCCCCGGUUGUCCACCCCAAGGUACUUCUUCUUUCUUCCUCUACCUUCAUGUGACUGCUGCAAUACGACGUAUACAUAAUAACCCGAUGAUCAAGAAUAUUUCCUUGACAAGGCCUGUUUAGUCCCACGAAAUGGCCCUAUUUCCCGGUUUAGCGACCGCGAGAUGCUGUUGAGGGUCCCGGUUUAGCGAUUGGUCGCUAAACCGGUUUUAGCGACGUGCCCUGAACAGCGACCAUACUUCGUCGUGACACUAGGGGUCGC